This is a messenger RNA of Osmerus eperlanus (European smelt), 6606 nucleotides long. RefSeq names its product complement C4-like. The transcript has 41 exons. Lineage: Eukaryota; Metazoa; Chordata; Actinopteri; Osmeriformes; Osmeridae. Gene Ontology annotation, molecular function: endopeptidase inhibitor activity; protein binding. Gene Ontology annotation, biological process: complement activation. The record is from RefSeq and is a predicted model, not a curated record. Gene Ontology annotation, cellular component: extracellular region. Bases 82 to 5241 code for a protein of 1719 amino acids.
GGUGGGAGGUGCUUACAGUAUAAAAGAUUUGCAGGACAACAGAGGGGAUUCAUUCUGUGCACAGCCCUCCAAACAGGGAACAUGGGGUCUCCCAUCUGUCUACUGGUGUUCCUCGUCUUAGCUGUGGAACCAGCACAAGCAAUAGAAAGCUUCUUCAUCUCAGCUCCCAAUGUGUUCCAUAUCGGAGUUAAGGAGCAAGUUCUGAUCCAUGUGGGGGAAACCCUCCUCAAUAAACGUGUAACUGUUUACCUGGAGGUCGAGAUAGGAGGGACACUGAUCUCAGAGAGGAUCAGCACAAUCUGUACUCAAGUGGGGCAGUUUCAAACAGUGGAACUAGAGAUAGACAAGGAGAAGAUGUCAAAAGUAGAAUUCCUCCGCGGUAAACCCCCCUAUCUCUUGCUGGUGAGUGAGAUUGCCUCGGUGGAAGGUAGACAGUUUACAAGGGUCUUAGUCUCCAAACACCAAGGCUACAUCUUCAUUCAGACAGAUCAGCCCAUCUACAAUCCCACUCAGAAAGUGAACUACAGGGUAUUUACCUUGGACCACUCAAUGAGACCUGUAGAUGGCAUUUUUCAAUUGUCCGUUUUUAACGCAGCGGGAAACAGAAUAAAGAAGGCCCUCCUUAAAGCAACCUCUGGAAUUUUCAGCAGUUCAAUGAACAUUCCUGAUGUGUCUAAAAUGGGUACAUGGAGGAUAGUGGCCCACUAUGAAGAUGAUGAAAAGGAAGCUGCCAUACGAGAGUUCAGAGUCCAGAAAUUUGUGAUGCCCAGCUUUGAGGUGACUAUCCUUCCUGAACAAAAUUAUCUCCUGGUGAACCAAGACCUCCCCUUCACCAUCCAAGCCAUGUACUCUUAUGGGGAAACUAUAAAAGGAGCCUUCCACUGUCGAGUGGGAGUAAGGACAGUCAACCAGGGGUCAGAGGGUGAGAAAGAAACAACUGUGUUCAUAAGGGGACUAGAGCUAACUGGAACGAUCAUUAAUGGACUAGGUGCUACAGAGCUGAAAGUAUCCCGCCUAGAUGAACUCCUACAAAACAAUAUGAAUACAAGCCUGUCUGACCUGGACCAAAGCGGGGCGAAACUUCACAUCGCUGCUUCUGUCAACGACAUCACCAGUGGUGAGCUUCAGGAAGCAGAGGUCUUCCUUCCGGUGGUUUCUCAGGUUUACUACGUGGAUCUGUCCCGCACACGCUCCCAUUUCAUCCCUGGUUUCCAUCUCUAUGUGUCGGUGGUGGUCAGCCUCCCAGAUGGAUCCCCAGCAGAAAAAGUGAAAGUAGAUAUUCAAGGUGAAGGGAUCCAGAGGGAACCCAACAAUGUUCUAACCAACCAGCAGGGUGUAGCAGGGAGCACAUUAGCUGUCCCAGCUGAUGCUAAACAAAUAACUGUCCAGGUGACAGUAGAUGGCCAUCAAAAGAAUAAAAUUAUCAAACGUGUCUCAUCUCCUAGUAACAGCUAUCUGUACAUAAGUGUGCAUCACACCGAUUGGUCUGUGGAAGAACCCUUUGAAAUGACAUUCCAUGCAAACGCCAAACCCAAAGAUGGAUACAUUUACUACAUGGUUUUAAGCCGAGGAGUUCUAAUUACGCAAAAAUCUGUCAGAGCAGGAGGGCCUGUUACAGCCAGCUCCUUCCAAAUUACACACGCUAUGAUUCCAUCCUUCCGUCUGAUUGGCUUCUACUACCUCCAGAAUGGUGACAUCAUCGCUGACUCUGUGUGGGUGGAUGUCGAGGAUGAGUGUGAGGGCAAGCUCAAGAUCUCAAGUCCAACAUCUGGUCCGUAUUUACCAGGGUCCCUGACAAAGGUCACAAUAGAUUUGGAAGGCCAGAAGGGUAAAGUUGCGCUGAUGGCUGUGGACAAAGCCAUCUAUGCUCUCAAUGCCCAGAACAAACUCACUGCCAAACAGGUCUUCUCCUCUAUGCAGUCCUAUGACCUGGGCUGUUCCUAUGGUGGAGGACAAGACAUGGCCUCUGUUCUCAACGAUGCUGGUCUCUCCUUCAUGUCCGCCUCAACUGAGAAGUCCCAAAACAGACAGGGUACGCCAAGCAUCAGUUUGGGCUGUCACAAAGACUUCAGGAGACGCAGGCGCUCCCUGAAUCUACAACUGGAGAUGAUGACCAUAAAAUCAAAGUAUACAGAUGACAAGUUGCAAGAGUGCUGUGUCCGUGGUCUCACACUGAUCCCAAUGAGGAGGACAUGCGAAGAAAGGGCAAAGAGAGUGUCACUGACCGUGAAAGACCCAAACUGCACUCAGGCCUUCAAAGAUUGCUGCCUUCAGGGGGAAAAGCUAAGAGACACAAAAAAGAAGGAGGACGUUAUCAAAGGCCAUGGCAGGACGGCCAGUGAAACUGACAUUGAGGAAUUCUUCUUUGAUGCCUCCCUUCAAAACAUUCGGAGAUCUUUCCCUCCAAGUUUUGCUUUCACAGUGAUUGAGGUGGAUGGUAAAAAAGAUCACACUCUAUCUCUGCAUGACUCCAUAACCACCUGGGAGAUUCAGGCUGUCAGUUUAUCAAAAACUCAUGGUUUUUGUGUGGCAGAGCCUUUUCAGAUGACCGUGUUCAAGAAUCUGUUUGUAUCACUGAGACUGCCGUACUCAGUUAAGCAGUAUGAGCAGCUGUCCAUUGUUCCUGUCAUACACAACUAUGGGGAAAACCCUGCAGAGCUUGCAGUCCAUAUGGUGCCGACUGAAGGGCUCUGUUCUCCUGGAUCAGCCUCCAUAUCUACUUAUGUCAACAUCACUGUGGCGCAACAAUCUUCCAAAUCAGUCACUUUCUCUGCCGUACCCAUGGCAAUCGGCACCAUACCUAUCACGAUACGCAUCUACAACAGAGACAACAAGCUUGGCGUGGAUGCAAUUGAAAAGCUUCUGAAUGUUAGGACAGAGGGAAUAGAGGAGUGGAAAGAGGAAAGUCAUGUUCUUGAUCUGAAAGGGGGGAGUGAUGAGUUCGCUAUUAAUGGACAAUUACCAGACAACAGCGUCCCUGGCUCCAGAACCAACAUCUUUGUCAGGCUAGAAGGGGAGGGAUUUGGCAAAACCACAGCCAAAACCCUGCUGUCUCCUGAAGGGGUUAAACGCUUGCUCAAGCUCCCUACUGGCUGUGCAGAGCAGACGAUGACUAAAUUGGCCCCCCUGGCCCUGGCCUUGCGCUACUUGGACAUGUCCCAGGGCUGGUUUGAGCUUCCUGCAGGAACCAGAGAUACUGCCCUCCACAACACCGAAAGUGGCUACUCGAGGAUUCUGACAUUUAAAAAGAACGAUGGAUCUUACGGAGGCUGGACUAAUACUCCAUCCAGUUACUGGCUGACUGGCAUGGUUGUGAAGGUGUUGUCGCUGGUGGCUGAGCGCCAAGCAUUAGUCAGCGUGGAGAAGGGAAGGAUUGGCCAGGUUCGGGUUGUGUCUCAUGACGACAUCACGGUUUCGGUUCAAUACCUCCUCUCAAAACAAAAUGAUGACGGCUCGUUUACUGACCCUUAUCCCGUCUACAACAGAAACCUGCGUGGGGGUGUUGGAGGCAUAGGUGGAGAAGUAUCCAUGACUGCUUUCAUAACUCUUGCCCUCAAUCGGUCCCUCGCCUUCUUACCCGAGAAAGAGAAGAACGAUGCGAAAGACAGUAUCGUAAAUUCCACGACCUACCUCCGGUCCUGUCUCGAUGGGCUGGAGAGGCCCUACGCUGUGGCCAUCACUGCCUACUGUCUCGCAGUCUGCUUACCAGACCGCACACAGGCACAACCCGCCUGGAAAAAACUCCAAGGAUUGGCCACAAAAGAUACGAAAGGCUGCCGGGUUUGGAGGGCCAAUGCAGAACUGGUGAGCCAAGGCACAAAGGCCUUAACCGUGGAGACAACAGCCUAUGCCCUCCUGACAGCAGUAGCUCACAAAGACUCAGAGUGGGCAGAGUCUGCGGCUUGCUGGUUAACCACCCAGGAGAACUAUGGAGGAGGUUUCAAAUCUACACAGGAUACUAUAGUGGCACUGGAGGCUCUUUCAGAGUAUGCCUUGGAUAUGCCACCGCCCCCAGUCACAGAAGUGGAAGCCUCGUUCACUGUUAAAGGGAAGAGCACAAUUCUGAAGCUAUCACUUGGAAAUACGGAUGACAAAGUGGAAACAGAGCUAAAGCCACUGAUGGGGAAGAAUAUUGAUGUAAUUGUCAAAGGACAAGGAAAGGCCAAGAUGAAGGUUUUAAAGGCUUACCAUCUCAUAGAUCCCAGGGAUGACUGUCAAGAUCUAAAGAUAGAGGUCACAAUAGUCAAAGGUCGAGUGCUGUACACAGACAAGGUUCCUGAUUAUGCCUACGGAGAGGACUAUGGAGAGGAGGCGAGGAGGGAGGAAGAGGACUUCCCCUCAUCAUCUAUCGAGUGGUUUGAUGCCCGCACCAGACACAAGAGAGAUACAGAGCAGAGCAUUGAAAACGAAGUUCUCUACGAAGUAUGUGUCAGUUACAGUCUGAGCAGAAACCUCUCAGGAAUGGCCAUUGCAGACAUCACACUGCUCAGUGGCUUUGAGGCACAGACUGACGACCUGGAGAAGCUGAAGGACAAACCAGAGGAGUACAUAUCGCACUAUGAAACGUCAUAUGACAGAGUGCUGAUCUACUUUAACGAGAUGUUCGAGAAUGAAGAGUGCAUUACAUUCAGGGCAGUGCAAAGGAUUCCCAUUGGUCUGCUUCAGCCAGCUCAAGCUUUAUUUUAUGACUACUAUGAACCAGCCAGGAAGUGUGCUGUUUUGUACUCUGCCCCUCAAAGAAGCAAGAUGGUCGCUCAAUUGUGUGAAGGGAGCGUGUGCCAGUGUGCAGAGAGACCAUGUCAUAAGGAAAGGACGUUUUCCGAUAAACCGAUGAUUGGGGAACAGGAUCGUCAGGAACAUGCAUGCAAAUACCCUCUUGCAGAUUAUGGUUACCAAGUUGAGGUUCUUAAUGUGACUGUGAAGGGUAAUUUUGAGCUCUACACAACUAAUGUGGUGGAGGUACUCAGAACAAACAGAGACAUGAAGAUGGACGAGAGCCAGAUCCGAGUGUUUGCUAAGAGGCUGCACUGUAAAGGAAAGCUGCAGAAGGGAAAGCAGUACCUGAUCAUGGGCAAAGAUGGCCUAACCACUGACACCAGUGGCCGGAUGCAAUAUCUGUUGGAAUCAACAAACUGGAUUGAACAGAUACCGAGCCGAUGCAAAGGAACACAUGCCAGAGACUAUUGCGCCUUUUUCAAUAAAUUUGUGUCUGAGUAUAGAUUGAGUGGCUGUACCCAGUAAAGAGUUAGUUCUCUAAUACAUCGUUCUUGACAAUAAUACCAACAUACUGAUGAAGAAAGUGUUUUGUCCGUCUCUUCAUAAACGGAGUGACUAAGUUCAGUUGAGUUCUGGAUUUCAAUAAGUAUUAUCAAUCUGCAGAUUGGGAGAGGAAACCAGUCUUCUGACCAUAAAAUGACAACACAACACCAAGCUUAGGUCUCAACCAGGUCUCUCCGCUCUGAAAACCGGAGGACCAUCUUUAUAGGGCACAAGAAUGUAAACAUAGAUUGUGACAGUCAGGCAGGAAUGACGUUACAACAGUCUCAGAGAUAAAGAUUCACUGCUCCCAACACAUGACAACUCUCACACUAGAGAGUUCAUAGUUGGAGUUCUCCUAGUAGUCAUGACAAGGAAAAGUUUAGCCAGUACCUUCUCCUGACCCCGAACAUCCAUUAACCUGACACAUAGACACAAUAUACUCUCAUUAAUAGCAAGCUUACAUGAGAACGUACUAACUAGUAUCCAAUGACUAGUUCUAUUGAUUAGUGAAUAAUGUAAGCACACAGGAAAUCCCAAUUUCUUCCACAGUCCCCCCUUUUGACGUUCAACGUCAACACAACAAACAAGUUUCAUAACAUUUCAAAACCUUAACAAUCAAACAAUACUUUAUCUGCUACUACUCAGCACAGCAUACAUGAUUAUAGGAUUUGAAGAAGUAUUAGGUAGUACCCAAUCAGGCGAAAAGUACAAAGUCAAUGAAGUGAAUAGCUUUUGUUUAGUUCUCUAGAUAGGGCUCUGUCAUGGAAAUUUUGGAAUACAGUUAUAAUGUGUGUGUUUUAUAUGAGGAAUGUGUUUUAAGGGAAGUCUGAAGAAGCUUAAUACAGUGACAGUCGAUUCAACCCAUUUGGUAGAGAUGCCAUUUGCAGUUUUAUAACUAGGAGACGUGAAGUCUAAGAGACGGGAAGUCUGGGUGACCUGAGAGGGUUCUUGUCACCUGGGGAGGAAGAGACAGUUGGUCUGGAGAUGUGGAUUCAACUGUAUUGUCAUUGUGAUCUGCUGCUCUGACCCUUCCUGUUGCAUUGGGUGGGGUUAAUCAAAUACUUGUUUGAAGUGGCCCGCACAAAGGAUUGUGGGACAAAUGGUACAGAGAUGUAUUGUUUCAAACUGUCACUGAAUUGAGUAAGCCAAUCAUAGACUUGAUUACAUUGAUGGAUUGACCUUAUAGAAUGCCAUUUGAUCUAACGUUUAUAUAAGGUAGCGUUUGUGAUUGUUCUUCAUCACUCUGGCGAACAACCUGUGGCUAGCACCUCCUUCGUUAUGACUGAUCACAAAGUACUUUGUUAAAUCAUGAUCUGUAUAAGCAAAAUAAAUUUAUUGUAACCGCCA